Molecule: messenger RNA, 1191 nt
Organism: Eptesicus fuscus (big brown bat)
Lineage: Eukaryota; Metazoa; Chordata; Mammalia; Chiroptera; Vespertilionidae
Product: ral guanine nucleotide dissociation stimulator-like
Exons: 7
Coding region: 27-1058 (343 amino acids)
Source: RefSeq, a predicted model, not a curated record
UGAGUGGAGAGGGUCAGGAGACGAGGAUGUCUCUGUGUUGCUUCCCGUUCUUCCGAGGCUCUGGGCAGAAGAAAGCCCAGGCUGAGAGAUGUUUCUGUUGCUGUAGAAAUAGGCGCAAGCGCCACCACCGAUCCCCCUUGCCCUCUGGCAGGAGGCACCCACAGAGCUCCAACAAGGACAUCGUAGAGGAGCUGGCUGACACGUUCACUUACGCCAUCAACGGGUACAAAGGACAAGUGCGUCAGGCCAGGAAGUACGACCAGUGCCAAACGGAGAGCUCCCAGGAGGACAUCAUGGAGGUGCUGGCCCUUGAACCCGACUACACCACCUACAGGGUCAGGGUGCAGGUGCACCAGGCUGACGACACAGUCCAGUGCCUGUCAGAGGGCGCAGCUGAGGUAACUGGGAACCUACCUGAGUCCUGCAGGCUGCAGGCCCUCCAUGAGGGCACCUUGGAGCAAGUGGCCACGUCCAUGGUACCGGCUUUCCCGGGGGAAAACCUAUCCCAUGUCUCCACCCUGGCCUUCUCCAGAGCCCAACAGUUCCUCGAAGAGCUGCUAACUAGGUCCUGUCCACCGUCCCUCAGAGCUGAUGCCAGCAAGGUGUUCUGUACCUCUGGAGGCACACCUCCUUAUAAGCACCGGGGUGACACGCCGCAGGACCAAGUCAUAAAGGCCAUUGCUUCGAUCGUGGGGACCUGGCUGGACCAUGUCCAGGAUUUUGGGCAGCCCCUGCCUUUCCCCUUGGUGGAGGCAGAGCAGGCCUUGCUGCCCAUCAACUCCCCUGCAUCACGCCUGGUGGGCCACGCCCAAAAUCUAGAGCUGGAGCAUCUUGAGCCCACCGAGGCAACCCGGGAAGGUCCACACCCGGAGAUCCAGAGCUCUCCAGAGCCAGAGGAAGGGCCUGCUCAGGGGCCAGAGCCUGGUCCAGGGAGGGGCCCCGCCCUGGCCUGGCCUGGCCUGAGGCAGUACCUCAAGCCAUUCUGGAGCCAGCUGCUGGCGGUGCUGGAAGCCUUCUCUGGUGCCGUCAUAAGCGUCCUAGGCGAUUAUCUUAAAUAACUAAUAAGAGGAAUAUGCCCACUUAUUAGUAUAUGUAUAAUAGUAAAUAAUGAUAAUUUCCAAUAAUACCUAGCUAUUUAUGUAGACUAUAAUCCAUUAAAUUAAAUACUCUUUUGAAUAAAUAGAAAUAAAG